Tyto alba (common barn owl) is the source of this 2385-nucleotide messenger RNA. It is a transcript of the gene MGRN1, whose product is annotated as mahogunin ring finger 1. Bases 104 to 1852 code for a protein of 582 amino acids. Gene Ontology annotation, molecular function: ubiquitin protein ligase activity. Gene Ontology annotation, biological process: endosome to lysosome transport; negative regulation of G protein-coupled receptor signaling pathway; protein ubiquitination. The record is from RefSeq and is a predicted model, not a curated record. Gene Ontology annotation, cellular component: early endosome; plasma membrane; nucleus. Lineage: Eukaryota; Metazoa; Chordata; Aves; Strigiformes; Tytonidae. The transcript has 17 exons.
GUGCCCCGCGCCGCCGCCGCCGUGGGUGCGGGCCGCUUGCCGCCGCCGCCACCGCGCUGCUCUGCGUCCCCCGGCCCGCCCGCCCGCUCUGUUCGCGGUCGCCAUGGGCUCCCUGCUCAGCCGGCGCAUCGCGGGCGUGGAGGAUAUCGACAUCCAGGCCAACUCGGCCUAUCGCUACCCGCCCAAGUCCGGAAACUACUUUGCAAGUCACUUCUUUAUGGGAGGCGAGAAGUUUGACACCCCUCACCCCGAGGGCUACCUUUUUGGCGAGAACAUGGAUCUAAACUUCCUUGGGAAUAGACCCGUUCAGUUUCCCUAUGUAACUCCAGCUCCACAUGAGCCAGUGAAGACACUGAGAAGUUUGGUGAAUAUCCGCAAAGACUCUCUCCGACUCGUGAGGUAUAAAGAUGAUGUUGACAGUCCAACUGAGGAGAAUGGGAAGCAGAAAGUCCUGUACAGCCUGGAGUUCACAUUUGAUGCGGAUGCCCGUGUUGCCAUCACAAUCUACUGCCAGGCUACAGAAGAGUUUGUUGGUGGCAUGGCAGUAUACAGCACAAAGAAUCCCUCUCUGCAGUCGGAGACAGUUCAUUACAAGAGAGGGGUAAGCCAGCAAUUCUCCCUGCCUUCCUUCAAGAUUGAUUUCUCAGACUGGAAGGAUGAUGAGCUGAACUUUGAUUUGGAUCGUGGCGUGUUUCCUGUGGUCAUCCGAGCGGUGGUGGAUGAAGGGGAUGUGGUGGUUGAAGUGACGGGUCAUGCCCAUGUUCUUCUGGCUGCAUUUGAAAAGCAUGUUGAUGGCAGUUUUUCCGUGAAGCCAUUAAAACAGAAGCAGAUUGUUGACCGGGUGAGCUAUCUGCUUCAGGAGAUCUAUGGCAUCGAGAAUAAAAACAACCAAGAGACCAAGCCCUCAGAUGAUGAGAACAGCGACAACAGCAAUGAGUGUGUGGUUUGCCUGUCUGACCUCCGUGACACCCUCAUUCUGCCCUGCAGACACCUCUGUCUGUGCAAUUCCUGUGCCGACACCCUGCGCUACCAGGCCAACAACUGCCCCAUCUGCAGGCUGCCCUUCCGUGCCCUGCUGCAGAUCCGGGCCGUGAGGAAGAAGCCGGGGGCUCUGUCGCCGGUGUCGUUCAGCCCUGUCUUGGCACAGAGUGUUGACCAUGACGAGCACUCUUGUCCCUUUAAACCCCUUAAAGUGACCACUGUCUCCCUACCCAGCAGGAAACCUAAAAGAGAAACAAGCUCUGACAACAUCCCUCCGGGCUACGAGCCCAUUUCCUUGCUGGAAGCGCUGAACGGCCUCCGCUCUGUUUCCCCCUCCAUCCCGUCAGCUCCUCUGUAUGACGAAAUCAACUACUCUGGUGUGGUGGAUGGGAUGCCACCUGCGAGCCGACCGCUUGUUGGGAUGGACAGAGCUGUGGAGAGCAGCCACCAAAAGGGCAAGCGGAGCAAGUCUCCAGAUAGCACACUACGGUCUCCUUCGUCCCCAAUCCACGAGGAGGAUGAGGAGAAGCUCUCUGAGGACUCUGACUCACAGCCGGCACUGAGCGGGGGUGAGCUGGUCCUGAGGGAGACCAGCUCUCCAGAAAGCGUGGCAGGGGAAGAGAUCGAGGAGGGCUCGUCCCUGCAGCAGGGUAGCCGCCCGCCCUCCGUCGAGGACGUCCUGCAGGACGGCGGCUGCGGCGAGCGCAGGAGCCUGACGCAGUCGGAGAGUGACCCCCCCGUAGACGUCUACCUGCCAGGCUCGUCCGACUUCACCAAGACGCUCCCCGGCCGCGGCACCGGCAGCCCCACGCAGCCCCUUCUCUUCGAGCAGACGCGGCUUCACCUGGAGGACGAGCAGAGCCUCUCGUGAGCGGGGCCGGAGCCGCGUGUCCCCGGUCCCGCGGGGCUGGCCCCUGCCCACCGGCCCGGGUGGGGCGGCCGGCACCGGCACGCUUUCGGCACAGCCCGGCUGGUGUUUUUUUUAAAGACGUGCAUGUUUCCUGCCGGUGGUGAGGGGGUGGUGGGUAGGGGCUGGCGUCGUGUUUUUACGUGGGAGGUGUCUGUGUGGGGGGUGUGUGUGGGGGGGUGGGUUUGGGGUUAAAAGCAGCAGAUGAAGGACACUACCCUUGUAUAUUUUGUACACACCGAGCACAGCCCUUUGCUGUCCCUCCCCCUGUACAGCGCAGCGGCUCCGUGGGGCGGGGCGCGGGGGGGGGGGGCUCAGCCCCGUCCCACCCCCUUCCACGUGUGACGGGGCUGACACACACACACACACCCCCACCCCCCCUGCGGAGCCCGGCGCUGCCCACGCCCUGUGCCUUGUUCUGCUUCUGCGGUGGGUCCUGGGGCGAUCCUCCCCCCCCCUCCCCUUCUAUGUUUCUAAUAAUAAACCCGUGGAGCAGC